Molecule: messenger RNA, 992 nt
Organism: Exophiala xenobiotica
Lineage: Eukaryota; Fungi; Ascomycota; Eurotiomycetes; Chaetothyriales; Herpotrichiellaceae
Exons: 2
Coding region: 81-641 (186 amino acids)
Biological process (GO): post-translational protein targeting to endoplasmic reticulum membrane
Cellular component (GO): TRC complex
Source: RefSeq, a predicted model, not a curated record
CUAGGUAUACUACGUAGUAUCCCCGCAGGAAAUUGGAAUUGCCAUUUGGGCCGUCCACGUCGUGCACAAGUCACACAACCAUGUCUGCACGACCUCUUCGGGAAGCGCCUCGAGAUCUCGACUCCAUCGCCAAACAAGAAGAAGGCCUGAUCCUGCCACACUUCACGGCCGACGACGCGCUCGAGAUCGGCCUGUCGAUCCGCAACCGCCUCCGCGCCCUCACGCAUUUGUCCGCCGUCGUCAACAUCUCGCUCGCGAACAGCAACAACCUCCUCUUCCACGCCGUCUCGAGACCGGGCGUGCAGCCGGACAACGACAUCUGGGUGUCGCGCAAACGGCGCACGGUCCUGCGAUGGGGCGUGAGCACGUGGUUCAUGCACAACAAGAUGCACGGUGACGAGGAGGCGUUUAAGAAGAAAUACAUGCUCGGCGAGACGGCGGGCCAGUACGCCAUCCACGGCGGCGGUGUGCCCGUCCGGGUCACGGGCGUCGAGGGCAUCGUCGGGGUCGUCGUCGUCAGCGGUCUCAAACAGUACGAAGAUCAUCAAUUGGUCGUCGAGGCCCUGGAAGAGUUUCUGGACGAUACUCGUACACAGAAUGAGCCCAGGGAGUCUAGGGAGCAAGCCAAACCUGAACAAUAACCAUAAUGGGCACCCUUCGGUCGAUGUCAACCUUCUGGAAUGCUGUUCUAUACUACCUAGUACGUAUGGUGGGCCUAUAGGAUGGCCCCUACGGCGUAAAUAUCGAGAUAAUUUCGACAUGGGAGAUGCUGCAUGAAGGGAGGAAUCACAAAAUCUGGCGGCUACCUGAGGAUGUUGGUCAGGAUAAUUGAGUGGUCUGGAGGAGAACUUAUCUCAGGCUGAAUGAGAUGGGCUGCAAACUUGUUAAGAUGUUGCUGCUCAGACCUUGUCGACCCAUAGCAUGGAAAGCAACGAUUGAUCCUGAAUAGGAUUUUACCACAGUAGACCGACUCCCUCCCUUUGGAAUAUUCG